Carlito syrichta (Philippine tarsier) is the source of this 1207-nucleotide messenger RNA. RefSeq names its product tumor protein p53 inducible protein 11 (gene TP53I11). The record is from RefSeq and is a predicted model, not a curated record. Bases 72 to 641 code for a protein of 189 amino acids. NCBI's taxonomy places the organism in Eukaryota, Metazoa, Chordata, Mammalia, Primates, Tarsiidae. The transcript is spliced from 7 exons.
CUAUCUCCACGGCUCCGUCCCCAGCGCGGGGCCUGGCCUGCAGCAGCCCUCUGCAGGGGCGCCCCGUCGACAUGGCGGCCAAGCAGCCCCCGCCGCUGAUGAAGAAGCACAGCCAGACGGACCUGGUGAGCCGUCUGAAGACCCGCAAGAUCCUGGGCGUGGGCGGCGAGGACGACGAUGGGGAGGUGCACCGCUCCAAGAUCAGCCAGGUCUUGGGCAACGAGAUCAAGUUUGCGGUUCGAGAGCCUCUGGGGCUCAGGGUCUGGCAGUUGGUCUCCGCGGUGCUGUUCUCCGGCAUUGCCGUCAUGGCCCUGGCCUUCCCAGACCAGCUCUAUGACGCCAUCUUCGACGGCGUGGAGGCGACCAGCAAGACCCCCAUCCGCCUCUACGGUGGCGCCCUCCUCAGCAUCUCCCUGAUCAUGUGGAACGCGCUCUACACUGCCGAGAAGGUCAUCAUCCGGUGGACUCUGCUCACCGAGGCCUGUUACUUUGGGGUCCAGUUCUUGGUGGUCGCCGCCACCCUGGCUGAGACGGGCCUCAUGUCCUCGGGGGUCCUGCUGCUCCUGGCCAGCCGCCUCCUCUUCCUCGCCAUCAGCGUGUACUACUACUACCAAGUGGGCCGGAGACCCAAGAAAGUCUAGCGCGCCGGCCGCCCGCCCACGCCUGGGGCAGGGCGGCUCUGGGCCUGCCUCCCGAGGUCCCCGGAGGCCCCUGCCUCACCCCAGCCCUGCCCAGGCAGGCCGGGUGUGACACCUUCCUCUCCUCCUGGGCACCCCGGGACGCCGUGGUCUCCCGGGCUGUUGGGCUGAGGGUUUGGCGCGCUGGCUGGCGAGAGACAGGACCUCUGCACCCCUGUAUCUCACCCUGCACGCAACACCUCCUUUUCUUGGGCCUCUUAGUCUCCAGACCCCCUCGACAGACACCGACUGGAGUCAAGCGCGAGUCCUGAGGGCAGCGGGCUAGGUCAGGGGUCUAUCCUCUUCUUUCAGGAAGCCCUCCUUGCUUUUGAGAGCGGCUGUGACCACCCCGAUCCUUCUGCCUCACCCCCGCCCGGCAGCCUAGUGCCGGGGAAGCUGAGUGAGGCUCCCCCAGGCCUGGAAACCCUGAGAAUCGGACCCUGUGCCCCCAGCCCUCAGCGUGGGCCCUUCCCGCGGGCACACCCUGAACAUAGAGACACACAUGUACACAUAACACACGUACACACACA